Messenger RNA from Callorhinchus milii (elephant shark), 6383 nucleotides. RefSeq names its product nucleoporin 205 (gene nup205). Lineage: Eukaryota; Metazoa; Chordata; Chondrichthyes; Chimaeriformes; Callorhinchidae. Gene Ontology annotation, cellular component: nuclear pore; nuclear pore inner ring. Gene Ontology annotation, biological process: nuclear pore organization. The record is from RefSeq and is a predicted model, not a curated record. Bases 185 to 6208 code for a protein of 2007 amino acids. Gene Ontology annotation, molecular function: structural constituent of nuclear pore. The transcript is spliced from 43 exons.
GGGAGUGCUCGUGCCCAGCAAACUGCCUGGGAAUUGAGGCGGUUUUUCUCAGUAAAAAACAACGGUAAUUUUGUUCUAAGAGUAAACAUAAAGGAAAGCGCGGGGGGAGGAGCCGUGAGGGUGUGCGCCCUACACACACCGGUGACAGUUGGUGCCAGCGAACCCUUUCCGCUUCCUUUUCAACAUGGCGGUGCCGACCAUGGCGGUAAAUUCAGCUGCCAGUUUGUGGGGACCUUACAAAGAUAUCUGGCAGACAGUAGAGAACGCGAUUUGGAAACGUCAGCCUGAAGCAAUCCAUCUCUUAGAUCUUAUCCUCAAAAAACACAAACCGGACUUCAUCUCCCUCUUCAAGAACCCCGCUAAAAAUGUUCAGCACAGAGAGAAGGUGAAGAAAGCGAGCAUUGAGGGCAUUUCUAUCCAGGGCCAGCAGGGCACAAGGCUGCUUCCAGAACGACUGAUCAGUGAGGCUUUCAUCUUGAGCGACCUCUUUGAUAUUGGGGAGCUAGCUGCAGUAGAGCUGCUGCUGGCAGGUGAGCAUCAGCAGCCCCGAUUUCCUGGCUUGACGCGUGGUUUGGUGGGAAUCCUGUUGUUCUGGGAUGGAAAGAGAUGCAUUGCAAACUCCUUGCGUUCACUCAUACAAUCACGACAAGGCAAGACAUGGACCUUGGAACUCAGUUCAGAGCUGGUGUCCAUGACAACACGAUUCACAGAUGAGCUGAUGGAACAAGGCCUGACUCAGAAGAUCCUGAAUUUGAUAAAUCAAAUUAACCUCCACAACGAGUUUGAUAAACUGCAGGGUGCACGAGGCUUGGGCAAUGAAUCUCAUCGCAAAGGGGUUACGGAUCUGAUAAAAGAAUGCAGGCAGUCCCUGGCAGAAUGCCUUUUUGCAUGGACGUGUCAGUCACCACUGGGCAAAGACGACACGUUGUUCUUGAUCGGCCAUCUUGAGAAUGUCACGGCAGAAGCUGAUGGCUCAUUAGAUGACGUGAAUCUGGCCCUGCUCAUGGCGUUACUCUAUUGCUUUGAUGUCAGUUUUUUGGAGCACGGCACUGAGGACAGAGAAGAACUUAUUCAUCAGCUGCCAUUAUUGACAGAAAGGCAGUAUGUUGCUGCUAUCCACUGCAGAUUGCAGAACUCCCAGCCCUGGAAACUUCCGGGCCUGCAAGCUGUUGUCAGACUGGCCUGGGCCUUAGCUCUGCGAGGGAUCUCACAGUUGCCUGACACUACUGCAUUGACUGAAUUUACAGAGGCAGAUGAGUUGAUCGCAGAGAUGGCUGUAAGCCAAAAUGCCUUCCUCUUUCUCACUGAAGCUUUGGUUGGGGCCGACGGUUUAUACCAAGAGGAGUUCUACAUCCGCAGGGUUCACAACCUCAUCACUGAUUUUUUGGCACUUAUGCCAAUGAAGGUGAAACAGCUGCGCAAUCGCGCUGACGAGGAUGCACGAAUCAUUCACAUGAGCCUUCAGCUGGGCAAUGAGCCCCCCUCCACUCUCCGCCGUGAUCUGGAGCAUCUCAUGAUACUGAUUGGAGAGUUGUACAGGAAGGAUCCUUUUAACCUGGAACUUGCCCUUGAGUACUGGUGCCCAUCAGAACCCAUGCAAACCUCAACCAUGAUGGGCUCAUUCCUUGGUGUGGCACACCAGAGGCCACCACAGCGGCAGGUUGUUCUUUCUAAGUUUGUGAGACAGAUGGGAGAUAUGCUGCCUCCGUCCCUGUACUUACCCUAUCUAAAGAUGCUGCGUGGACUGGCCAAUGGACCACAGUGUGCACAUUACUGCUUCAGCCUGCUCAAAGUGAAUGGAAGCAGUCACGUAGAGAACAUCCAAGUGGUUGGAGGCAACCCGGUGUCCUGGGAACAUUUCUUCCAUUCCCUGAUGAUGUACCACGAGCAUUUAAGGAGAGACAUGCCCAGCACAGAUUCUGUACAUUAUCGACACUUGCCUUUGCGAGGCAUAACACAACGAGAGAUGGAUGGUCUCAUCGCUUUCCUGCAGCUUUCAGGCACCAUCGUCAAAUGGAGUGAAAAUGCCCGCCUAGCUCUGUGUGAGCAUCCCCAGUGGACACCUGUUGUUGUUAUGUUGGGCUUAAUCCAGUGCAGCAUCCCUCCUAUGCUAAAAGCUGAGAUACUGAAGACUUUGGCGGCAUUCAGUAAAUCGCCAGAGAUCGCUGCCUCCCUUUGGCAGUCCCUGGAGUAUACACAGAUAUUGCAGACGGUCAGAGUUCCAGGCCAGAGACAAGAUACUGGGAUUGAGGUGGAAUUGAAUGAAAUUGAAUCCCGGAGUGAGGAGUAUGUUCUCACAAGGGCAUUUUGCCACCUGUUGAGCACACUGGUGGAGAGUUCUUUCCCCACCAACCUUGGAGCAGGGCUCCGUCCACCAGGAUUCGAUCCUUACCUGAACUUUCUGAGGGAUUCUGUCUUUCUACGCUUCCCUACCAGAGCAUAUAGAAGAGCUGCAGAAAAGUGGGAGGUAGCCGAAGUUGUGCUUGAGGUUUUCCACAAACUCCUGCGAGAUUAUGAACCCCAGCCUGAUGACUUCACAGACCACAUGGUGGAAUUGCAAGGAGAGCUGGUUACUGCCUACAAGUCUCCUGGCUAUAACCUGAUGUUUCACUUGCUGAAUGACUCCCCCAUGCUGUGUCUUUGUCUGAGCCUUCUGGAAGAGGGUGUCAAAUUGCUGGACACCUACGCACCAUUCCCAGGUAAAAAGCAUUUGGAGAAAGCAGUUGAAUAUUCUUUAGCACUGCUCAACCUGACCUUGCAGAAGGAGAAUCUCUUCAUGGACUGGCUGAGAGAGAGCCACUCUUCUGUCAUAGUGACUCCCUUGGAACAACUGCUUCAGGGCAUCAACCCACGCAGCAAGAAGGCUGAUCACGUAGUUAAUAUUGCUCGCUAUCUAUGCCAUGGAACCAGCAACCCUGAGCUGGCUUUUGAAAGUGCAGAAAUUCUCUGCUGUAUAUCGCACUAUCCUAAUUCCCAAGGAAAACUGGUGGGAGACUUCACCCAAGACCAGGCUAUCAGUCAGAAGUUGAUGGCUGGUUUUGUUGAGUGCCUUGACAGCGAGGACGCUGAGGAACUGGUACAACUUCAUGACGACACUGAUUUAGAAAAGAAACGUUCCUUGAUCAGGCAUCACACGAGAAUCCACAUCUUGAAUUUGCUCAUUACCUCACUGGAGCUGAAGCCUCCCAACCUUGCCCUCUACUUGUUGGGCUACGAACUGAGAAAGCCAGUCAGUGCCACCAAUCUGCAGGAUCCAGGGGUUCUCGGUUGUCCACGAACCUGCCUUCACUCUAUUUUGAACAUUCUUGAGAAAGGGACUGAAGGGAGGAAUGGUCCUCUGGCUGUCAAGGAGUCACCACAUUUAGCUGAACUUUGCUAUCAGGUGAUUUAUCAGUUGUGUGCGUACUCUGAGACUUCAGGGCCAACCAUGCGAUAUCUGAGAACAAGCCAGGAUUUUCUCUUCUCUCAGCUCCAGCAUCUGCCCUUCAUUGUUAAAGGCCAUGAAAUCUCAGCACUAAGCCAGAUGUCGUGGCUGAUGAAGACUGCUGGUAUUGAAUUGCGUGUCACCUCCCUGAAUCGCCAGCGUUCUCACACACAACGUCUUCUCCAUCUAAUCCUCGACGAUGUGCCUCUCCGAUCCUUUGCUGUUGAUACCGAAGGAAGUCUGGAUGAAGAAACAAGAUGUGUCAGUGGAUUUCUGCAUUUUGACACCAUCUCCAAAGUGCGUCGAAAGAUCCUCAGUGUUUUGGACUCGAUCGACUUUUGCCAAGAGGGUCCUGAAGAACUUCAUCUGGAUUUCUUCGACCGUGCCCAGAUUGAACAGGUCAUCUGUAAAUGUGAGCACAAGAAUCAGCAGGGCCAGAUUGUCUGCAAUGUGAAGCUCCUUCACCGAGUGCUGAUUGCAGAAAUAAAUGCCUUGCAGGGCAUGGCGGCUCUCGGACAAAGACCCUUGCUGAUGGAGGAGAUCAACACGAUACUACAGCACGUGGUGCAGAGAAACAAGUUACGGGAGUGUCUUCACGCCAAGCGUCACACCUUGGAGUCAUGGCGGCAGCUGGUGGAGAUCAUACUGGCGGCUUGUCCCCAGGACCUGAUUCAGGGAGAGGAUAGACAAAUUAUUAUCCGGGACCUUCUGCAUGACCUCCAUGACAAGAUUCUGGAUGAGGAAGCUGCCCAUGAGCUUAUGUCAGUCGUUGCUGGGACCGUGUUCACCCUUACAGCUCACCUCACCCAGGCUGUACGCAAUGAACAAAAAAUAGCACUCUCUGCUCACUCGCAAUACAUCUCAAUGUUAGAUGGUAAUUCCACAACCGCAGAGAGCACCUCAGCUGGCUUCGCUUCCAUUGGAGACUCUUCUCUGCACAUCAUCCUGAAGAAGCUGCUGGAUUUCAUUCUUCGAACUGGUGGGGGAUUCCAGCGUGUUAGAGCACACCUGUAUGGAGCCCUGCUAUAUUACUUGCAGAUCAGCCAGAAACCAGAUGAGCCGGAUACCUUGGAAACAGGUCAAAAAACCAUGUGGGAACGGCUAACGGCUCCCGAAGACGAGUGCAGCAAGCUCCAGAGGGAGAACAUGGCAAUCAUUGAGAGUUAUGGGGCAUCGCUAAUGGAAGUUGUGUGUCGAGAUGCUUGUGAUGGGCAUGAAAUAGGAAGGAUGCUGGCAUUGGCAGUCCUGGAUCGCAUCGUGGCUAUCGACCAGCACCAUCAAUGGCUGUGCUACCUCACCAAUAGCGGCUACCUGAAAGCAGUGGCUGACAGCUUGGCCCAGGAUGACGUCACUCUCCAGAGUAUGCUGAGUCCCCAGCCUCCAUUACUGAAAGCCUUGUACAUUUAUGAAUCCAAAAUGGCCUUUCUCACGAGGGUGGCUAAAAAUCAGCAGGGAGCUCUUGAGCUGCUGACCGCAGGGGUAAUUGUGCGUUUGGCCCAAUGUCAGGUCUAUGAUCACCGGCCUGAAACCGACUCACAUAGUAUGUUUGGUAUCAUCGAUCCAUCAGGAUUUAUCCCUGCUCCUGCAGAAAGAUACCGCCAGAUCCUGCUCCCAGCACUUCAGCUGUGCCAGGUCAUCCUGACAUCCAGCACCGGUCAGCACCAGCAGGCCGCCGGACAGGUACUACAGUUCCUCAUUGCUCAUGCAGACACCAUCCAGGCCAUUCUUCGCUGCCAAGAGGUAACUGUAGGGUCACUUCAGGAGCUGGCAUUGCUGACGAGCAUCAUAAGCAAAGCAGCCUUGCCAGGUGUGAUAAAUGGGUUGGAAGUCGAAGGCAGCGAUGGGACUAUAAUGGAACUACAAGGUCACAUUGGACGCUUUCAGCGUCAGUGCCUUGGGCUGCUCAGCCGAUUCAGUGGGUCGGAUAGGUUCCGCCAGGUCAAAGCUCAGGAAGAGGGAACUCAGGUCUGUGGUGUGAGCAAGAGGGACGAGAUGGAACUGGCCAUGCAACAGAUCUGUGCAAAUGUUGUGGAGUUCUGUAAAACACUUCUGAUGCAGAGCAGCCCGAGUUCCCAGCACACGAUCUGUCUCUUCACUCCGAGUCUGUCCGAAGUGACAACUCGAGAAGGAACUCGACAAGAAGCACAGUUGCCCAUGGUUCCUUACUGGCGGCUGCCGAGCCUUGGGGUGAUCCUGUUCCUCCUGAAACAAAGUGCUAAUGACUUCUUCAGCUGCUACGAGAGCCACAAGCAGAACGUGACCAAGCACCAGAACCUGGAGCAUUUGCCUCCUGAUGAAAUAAAAGAGCUCUGCCAGGCGCACCUCCAAGGUGGUGUGGACAAGAUUUCAGCCGGGCAGAGACAGGUCCUAGCCAAGCGACGGCUUGUUCAACAGAUAAACCACAGAGCCGAGCUGCUGUCUCUUUACUGCUAUAUUGUGGAAAACUGCCUCUUUAUCCUGUGGCGCCACCUGGAGUAUUAUUUCCUGUACUGCAGCCCUUCGGACGCUCAUGAUACAAUGAAUGUUCUGAGUGGCUUCUACAGAGGCAGACGGCUGCAGGAUUCCUACAGUCUCGACUCGAAUCCUGACCCAAGGAACCUGAGUUGUGUCAGCCAGCACGACCUGGAGCAGAUGCGGAGCGAUGCAGCGUCGAGCUUUGGGGAAUCGCUGCAAAAAAAAUUGCUGGAUAUCGAGAGAACAUACUGCAAAGUGCGCUCGCGCCACAGAUUCAUAGAAGCGCUUGUUCGACGAAUUCGGGGCCUUGUGAGGAUGAAGAGGAAUUAACUAUCAGGCUCCAGCUGCAGGAUCAUAGAUGCAUCAGCUCUCUUCUUUACACAUACUCCCGCACCCACACAUCUGUCUUAUGUAAGCAACAAACCGCGCCUUUAUUUACUACAACUUUUUUUAUUAUCGAGCUCUAAUUACACAGUAUUUUCCUGAAAUAAAUUUUUGAAAUGCA